AUGAGCGAUCUAAUAAACAAUUUAUUCCGAGAAUUUUGGAACGCGUGGGUCAAUAUAGUUGAGUUGAAUUUGAUCAGUUGUUGCUCCAAAUUGGAAAUAUUUCAUCGCUUUUUCCAAUGUGCCUCUCGUUCGCAAUAUUCGAUUUAUUGAUGAAUUUAUAAAGCGUAAAUAGACGGUAGCUGUUGGUGGAAUGCCAGUGAUUCAAAAGGUCGCGAAAGACGUGUUUUGUCAAACGAAGACGGCGUUACAGCUUGCAAAAGAUACAUGCAAAGACGAGCCAAAGAGGCUGUACUUUGAGCGUACUCGUAACGUGGAACCGGUCACGUACAGAAAUUCCAGGAACUUGAUGGAAUUUUCGUACGAAGCACGAAAUCGAGACUCUAGAUUCGAUCACCGAACUUCGUCAUGCGAAGCGAGUGUGAGAACGUCUCGACACUGGCUGAAAUUCACGACAAAAAUGAACGGCUGUGAUCUCGUGAAGCGUGAUAAAAACGUAAAGGCUGUAACACGAGUUUUCCGUGAUUGAUAACGGCCCCGAUCAAUAAUACGAGUCGAGCCAGAUAAAAAGAAAAAAAAAAAAAA
Molecule: messenger RNA, 582 nt
Organism: Heterotrigona itama
Lineage: Eukaryota; Metazoa; Arthropoda; Insecta; Hymenoptera; Apidae
Source: the annotation of a GenBank genome assembly